Molecule: messenger RNA, 1621 nt
Organism: Haemorhous mexicanus (house finch)
Lineage: Eukaryota; Metazoa; Chordata; Aves; Passeriformes; Fringillidae
Gene: REM1
Product: RRAD and GEM like GTPase 1
Exons: 4
Coding region: 159-1034 (291 amino acids)
Biological process (GO): negative regulation of high voltage-gated calcium channel activity
Cellular component (GO): plasma membrane
Molecular function (GO): GTP binding; GTPase activity; calcium channel regulator activity
Source: RefSeq, a predicted model, not a curated record
GUCCCGGGAAAGUUGUGCCCGUGUUGCCAUCGGCUCGGAGCGGGAGCGGCUCCAGGAGCGGCAGCGGCGCGGUCGGGGGCUGCCGGGUGCGAGUGCCCUUCGGGGCGACACCCCCUCCCCCGCCCACCCUUCGACCCCCCCUGCCCUCGGUGCUGGUGAUGACCCUGAACACGCAGCCCGGAUGCAGGAGCCCGCUGCGGCGGAGGGCCAGCACCCCGCUCCCGCGGCCGGGUGGCUCUGGGGCCGCUUCGCGGAGUGAGCCCUUUCACCCCCAGCUCGGCCACACCGCCUCCGAGCCGGGCGGCAGGGCCCCCCGCAGCAGCUGGUGCCCUGACUCCUCGGGGUCCCCAAGGCUCAGGGAGCCCCGGUACCGAGUGGUGCUGCUGGGUGACCCCGGCGUGGGGAAGACCAGCCUGGUCAACCUCUUCGCCGGCGUCCAGGAAAGGGACCCGCUGGACCAGCACGGAGGGGUCGCGUACGAGCGCAGGCUGACCGUGGAUGGCGAGGAGACCACGCUGCUGGUGCUGGACACCUGGGAGUCAGAGCAGCGGGAUGAGGAGAGCCAGCGCCGUAGCCACUGCCUGCAGAUAGGGAAUGCCUACAUCAUCGUUUACUCUGUCACUGACCGGGACAGCUUCGAGAGCGCCUCGGAGCUGCGCAUCCACCUGCGCCGCGCACGCCAGGCUGAGGACAUCCCCAUCAUCCUGGUGGGGAACAAAACCGACCUGGUGCGCUGCCGGGAGGUGUCAGAGGAAGAGGGCCAGGCCUGUGCUGCUGUCUUCGACUGCAAGUUCAUUGAGACGUCGGCGGCUCUGCAGCACAACGUGGAUGAGCUCUUCGAGGGGGUGGUGCGGCAGAUCCGCCUCCGCCAAGGGGGCAAAAAGUCCCACCGGCACCCCCUGCCCAGCCAGAAGCACAAGGAGAGCCUUGCCAGCAGAGCCCGGCACUUCCUCGACAGGCUGGUGGCCAGGAACAGCAGCAAAGUGGGCCUCAAGGUCCGAUCCAAGUCCUGCCAUGACCUGUCUGUGCUCUGAGAGCCACGCUCCUGUCCCUCCACACGCGCCGGCUGGGACUCUGCUCUCUGCCAGCAGUGUGGCCAGUGGCUCUGUGAAGAGCUCAGACGGGGCUGGAGUGAUGCUGAGCAUGUGGAGCCGUUUUCACUGGUGCUGAGGGAUGCGAAGGUGCUCUGGAUCCGGCCACUCCCCUCCAGGAGAGGGGAUAAGUGGGAUCAGGUCCGUGGAGUGGAGUAUGGGAUGGGUACCUGCACUUGGAGUGGUGAGGUUUUGGAUCACAGCUGCUCCUGCAGAGCUGGAGGUGAGGGGUGGCUGUGCCCCAGAGCAGGGCUGAAGGCUACCAGGAGUGUGGCAGGUCCCACUCGCAGUGCUGUCCUUUGCAGGGCAGCAGGGACUGGCAAGGGCACUGUGGCAUUGUCCACCCUGGACAGCCUGGAGCCUGGCUGGGAAAAGGGGGCAGGGGAGCACCAGUGGCAUCACCUGGCACCCUGACCCUGCUGUGCCAGGGCUCUGUGCCAUGUCUCACUGGCAGCAGUGUGUUUCUGUGCUCUCUCUGUACUGGUGUGAUGGGGAAAACCCUUGAUCUGCAGAAUAAACCACAUCAGGGA